Messenger RNA from Penicillium brevicompactum, 1533 nucleotides. RefSeq names its product MFS general substrate transporter. The record is from RefSeq and is a predicted model, not a curated record. Gene Ontology annotation, cellular component: membrane. The transcript is spliced from 10 exons. NCBI's taxonomy places the organism in Eukaryota, Fungi, Ascomycota, Eurotiomycetes, Eurotiales, Aspergillaceae. Gene Ontology annotation, molecular function: transmembrane transporter activity. Gene Ontology annotation, biological process: transmembrane transport. The coding region runs from base 1 to 1533 and encodes 510 amino acids.
AUGUCUUCCCCAAAAGGGAGCGUUUCCGACCAUGUUGAGUACACACCUAGCAAAGAUGACAAUGUUACCCAUCUAGCGUUUCAGAUGCCAGCAUGUCUGGCCAACUUAUCACCGGAAGAGAGAGAUCAAAUGGAAAAGAAGCUUGUCCGCAAGAUUGACACGAGACUGCUCAUCAUGAUGGUGGUCAUGUACAUCUUGAACUACCUGGACCGGAACAACAUCGCAUCAGCAAAACUUGCCGGUCUUGAAGAGGAUCUCAAUCUGAAGGGCGAGCAGUACCAGACAUCAGUGAGCAUCCUGUUUGUAGGAUACCUUCUCAUGCAAGUACCAUCCAACAUGAUUCUCAACAAAUUUGGCAAGCCGUCCAUAUACCUUCCUGGGUGCAUGAUGGCGUGGGGCAUUGUAUCGACCUGUACUGCAGCCACUAAGAGCUACGGAGGCCUACUUGCAUGCCGAUUCAUCCUCGGUUUUGUCGAAGCAGCGUAUUUUCCUGGGUGUCUCUAUCUACUUUCUGCGUGGUAUACACGCAAGGAGCUCGUGAAAAGAACGGCACUCCUUUAUUCCGGUUCAUUGAUUUCAGGUGCCUUCUCGGGGCUUAUUGCCGCUGGCAUCACAAACGGUCUGAGUGGUGCACGUGGAAUCUCAGCUUGGCGAUGGCUAUUUAUUAUUGAAGGAGCGAUCACAGUCUUCGUUUCUCUGAUAUCCAUCUUCAUCAUUCCAGAUCUCCCGCGCACAACAUCUUGGUUGACCGAAGAGGAAAAGGCUCUCGCCGCCUGGCGCCAGACAGAGGAUAUCGGAGAGGAUGACUGGGUGGACAGCGAGCAGCAGUCGAUGUUUCACGGGGCAAAGCUUGCUUUCAAGGACUACAAGGUGUGGCUUCUUCUCGGGACGGUCUAUGGAUGCACUGCGUCUGGUGCUGUGACGACAUUCUUCCCAAUUGUGAUGUCAGGCCUCGGUAAAGAUAGCGUGACAACCUUACUCCUAACUACUCCGCCAUACUUGAUCGGCACAAUUAUUGUCCUCAUUGCCGCAUGGCACGCUGACAAGACUGGAGAGCGAUAUCUACACAUCGCACUUCCACCAAUCCUGGCGAUCGCUUGUUUCAUUAUCGCAGUGACGACGACAUCCUUUGCCCCACGAUAUGUCGCGAUGUGCCUCAUGAUCGGAGGGAUCUAUUCAAGCUACGUUGUUGUGCUAGGGUAUAUUUCGAACGUUUUACCACGCCCCGCAACAAAGCGAGCCGCCGCUCUGGCACUGAUCAAUUGCUUGAGCAAUGUCUGCCAGGUCUAUACGCCUUAUCUAUACCCUAACACCGCGGCACCCCAGUAUACCAUGGCAUUUUCAUACAAUAUCGCCAUGUCUGCACUGACAAUUAUCUUCGCUACCAUACUCAGAGUUGUUCUAGGUCGGUUGAACAAGAAAUUGGAUGAGGAGGAGGGUACGGAUAUUGCACCUUCUCCAAGGCAGCAAGAACACGAAGAGCAUGGACUUCCGGGCCAGGCCGUUGCUCGAGGAUUUAGAUUCCUUCUUUGA